Messenger RNA from Sphaeroforma arctica JP610, 362 nucleotides. RefSeq lists its product as hypothetical. The record is from RefSeq and is a predicted model, not a curated record. Lineage: Eukaryota; Ichthyosporea; Ichthyophonida. The transcript has 2 exons. Gene Ontology annotation, biological process: cytosolic ribosome assembly. Gene Ontology annotation, molecular function: GTPase activity; ribosome binding. Gene Ontology annotation, cellular component: cytosol; ribonucleoprotein complex. The annotation marks the transcript as partial.
GUCACAGUGUUGACGUGGAUGACGAAUCGCUGUAUUUCGAACCGGAAAAGGAGAACGUAGUAUUCGCGAGUGCCCAGGACGGCUGGGCGUUCGGGAUCAGACAAUUCGCAGACACAUUCGCUCAGAAACUCAACUGCAACCAGAGUGUGCUGAUGAAGACGUUGUGGGGUGAUUUUUACUACAAUCCGAGCACAAAGAAGAUCAUGAAGGGUGCGCACGCCAAGAACAAGAAGCCUUUGUUCGUGCAGUUUGUGCUUGAAAGUCUGUGGGCCGUUUACAACUCCGUUUACGAUGGUGACACCGAGAAAGCCGAAAAGAUUGCAACGAGUUUGAAGGUCAAGGUGCUCCCUCGGGUUUUGAAG